Molecule: messenger RNA, 999 nt
Organism: Suillus fuscotomentosus
Lineage: Eukaryota; Fungi; Basidiomycota; Agaricomycetes; Boletales; Suillaceae
Exons: 3
Coding region: 118-738 (206 amino acids)
Source: RefSeq, a predicted model, not a curated record
CAGGCGCAUACUUCAUGCAUUGACUUGAAGACUAACUCUUGUAAUAUUUAGACCUACGCUUGCUCUAGCUGCAACCAAACUUUUCCCAAGUUCGCCGACUGCAAGAUACACGAGGCCAUGCAUUCACCAGAGAAUGCGUACUUCUGCACCUGGGGCGGGUGUAACUUUGUGACGUUGCAUAAAUCAAGCUUCCAUAUCCAUACUGAUGGGCAUACGGGCGAGCAACGCUACAUCUGUCCUAAUCAUGGGUGUGACUACAGAACUCACAUUCCUUCCAACCUCACGUACCAUCGCAAGAAAGAACAUGGAUUUGUUCCGGAGCCGCGCAAUCGUCGUGACCCGGCCCAGUCGUCGUCCCAACCUCCGCCGGCGGCAGAGCCCCUUCCCCUUGGUACAUUCUACCAAUACCCAUACCAACUCCAACGCAUGCAGCCGCAACCGCAACCGCAGGCAAUGCAAUCCUAUCCCUCCCAAUACCAACCCAUCCAAUCGCAGGCCAUGCAAUCAUAUCCCACCCAAUACCAUUACCAACCCCAAUCCACUCACUACCAGCCUCCCCAACCUAUCCACAACCAGUCGUUGAAAGUCUUAUACGGCCCAGCGGAUACCGCGGACGACUACACCAUGCAUACCGGACCCGCUCGGGCCCCCAAUGGGUGGACUGAGGGAUGCAUGUGUCCUGAGUUGAUGCAGAGACGCCCUUCGGAGAUGCCAGGAUAUGAGUAUAGGCGUGCUUAGUUUUGCAUCAUCUCAAGAAUCGAACGUAAUUUUGUGUCGCUUUUUUCUUUCUUUCUUCUUUUCUUGGUGAUAGUCGUUCUUUGGUUUUCGUUUGUUUGUGCACCAUGAGGAACUCUGGGCACCCUUCCACUCGUUUAUAUAUUUCAUUUAUCACUUUGCGAUGUUUUCCCUGGAGGAUAAUACAUUCUUUUAUAUGUAAUUCGUUCUAAGUUGCGAAUGUUCGCCUCUCUCAAGUUUGAUUCAGGCGCGAUCACUGCUCAU